Molecule: messenger RNA, 2380 nt
Organism: Aspergillus ibericus CBS 121593
Lineage: Eukaryota; Fungi; Ascomycota; Eurotiomycetes; Eurotiales; Aspergillaceae
Product: RING finger and CHY zinc finger domain-containing protein
Exons: 3
Coding region: 144-2363 (739 amino acids)
Biological process (GO): ubiquitin-dependent protein catabolic process; protein ubiquitination
Cellular component (GO): nucleus
Molecular function (GO): zinc ion binding; ubiquitin protein ligase activity
Source: RefSeq, a predicted model, not a curated record
CCCUUGUCAGGCCUCCAGGCUUGUUCCAGCAAAGUAACUCAUUCUGUAAUCCUGCCGACUUCAAACUAAGUCUCCUUUAUUCCAUUCGAUCCCUUUGACUUCCGGAGCGCUUCCUCCGCAUCAAAUGCUGCCAUCGGCCCUCCAUGAGUGGGCUCAUUACUUCUCUGUUUCUUGAACCCGUCAUUCGGCAAGCCCGUCGCCUCUCGCAGCAGGCUAGUAUCUCCCUAUCGCCUUCCGACAACCGACCAGAAUCACCCGCUAGCACACGAGACCAUGUCCCGCCAGCAGAUGGCAAUUGCAAGGCCGCAUACAACGAGACCAUAAUGCCUGACCCACGACAAGAGAAGCAUGCUGAAUCUCCGUCGCAUGGUGGAUAUGCGGGGUCCGACCAUGGUCGCGCGAUCUCGCCGACGUUGUUGCCGAUCGACUCGACCAACCGACAUCAUGAGGCAGAACACAACCUUUCCACGGCCUGGCCCGAAAUUCCAGCAGGCGAAUCGUCAUUGCAUCUGUCAGGCUCAUCUAACACACCCAGAAGUCCCUCGGCAUCCUUGAUACGAUUCGCCCCUGUCGCUUUUCCCGCGCGAGAAACCCCACCGAGCGUAGACAUCCAGCGUGCCGAACAACGUCUGAACGAUCAGGUCUCGGUAGACGAGGGCGGGUUUGCAUUUUCCCUGCCAGAAGAUGACGGGAUGGGCGCUCUGAGGAAGAAGAUCCAUGCCAUCAGAGACCUGGGAUCCAGCAACGCAGACCAGGCACGCAUGAUUCACGCGUUGAUGACGGAAAACUAUCACGCUUCUCAAAAGAACCUGGGUGACCAGUCAAUCCCAAGUAGUCCAUCACUUCCUAGCCCUCGCAGUCCAAAACGAGCGGAUAGUCCCAGCGGCUGGUCUCUCCGCUCCUCUGGUCAAUCGUCUCACUCUCCAGCCUCCACAGCUUCGGAUGCCCCGCAGCCUCUCACCUACAAUUUAGCGCCUGAGGAUUUAGUGCCAACUUAUGCACCCCGGAGAGAGCCCGAGUCACCUCUCGGUGAGGUGGAAGAUAUAGACACUGAAGAAUGCGAGGAAGUCUUCUUGGGAUGCCAGCACUAUAAGAGGAACGUGAAGUUGCAAUGCUUUGCGUGCAAGAAAUGGUAUACGUGCCGAUUCUGCCACGAUGAAGUCGAGGAUCAUCACCUCGAUCGGCCGAAAACAGAGAAUAUGCUGUGCAUGUUGUGUGGGUGUGCGCAGCCCGCGGCGCAGUUCUGUGGACAGUGCGGUGAAAGGGCGGCACAGUACUAUUGCCAUACCUGCAAACUUUGGGAUAAUGACGCAAACAAGAGCAUAUACCAUUGCAAUGACUGCGGUAUCUGCCGCAUAGGGCAGGGCCUAGGGAAAGAUUUCUUCCACUGCAAGACAUGCAGUGUCUGUCUCCCAAUCUCUAUAGAGAACACGCAUCGAUGCAUCGAACGCUCCACUCAAUGUGACUGUCCAAUCUGCGGAGACUACAUGUUCACAUCUCCAGAGACCGUGGUUUUUAUGCGGUGCGGGCACAGCAUUCAUCAGAGAUGUCUGUCUGAGUAUGCGAAGACCUCGUACCGUUGUCCAAUAUGUAGCAAAACCAUUACAAACAUGGAAUCUACAUUUCGGAACCUGGAUCGCACCAUUCAAAGUCAGCCUAUGCCAGCCGAAUUCAGAGGGACCAGGGCUCUCAUUUAUUGCAAUGACUGUUGCGCCAAAUCUAUUGUCAAGUACCACUGGCUGGGUCUACGAUGCGAUAUGUGCGAAUCAUACAAUACCGCUCAGAAACAGCUUCUGCACGAGAAUUCUCAGGAUAUCCCCGAAACGGAUGGUGAGGGUGCGGAUAUACAACCCUCACGGGCUAGAUCUUCCUCCCACGGAGCGGAUGAUCCUGGGUUAUCAACGCUGGCCUCGCUGCGCAUUGAUACGAGUACUGUCCCAGGGACAGACUCUGUUGCCCCUCGGCCUAACGCACCUUUGUCCGCCGACCCAAGUGGUCAGUUUUCGUCCUACAGCCUUGCCCGUGGUCGUGCAGUGUCCCCGGUGAUCAGCAACUAUUUUGGCAUCCCUCCGGGCCGUGACUCGGAGAGAUCGGGGUCGACAUCUUUCUUUGGCGGCCUUUCAUUCCGAGACAGUGGGAAUGAGGACGGUGGUGAGCUUCGGCUAUGGGGUACCAAGUUCAAAUACAGCUACGGGUUCCUCGGACAAGAAACCGAAUCCGUUGAUGGGGCCUCCGAUGCGGAUGUUCAAGAGGCGGACGAAGAUGGAUCGUCGGGUGAUAGCGAAUCGGAAGAUGGAAAAGUCGAUAGUGAAGAUGAAGAGGAAGAUGAGCCGGAGAGCAUCAACAUAUUCGGACAUCGAUGAAGUCCCUCUAUAUAUAC